Molecule: messenger RNA, 886 nt
Organism: Hypoxylon trugodes
Lineage: Eukaryota; Fungi; Ascomycota; Sordariomycetes; Xylariales; Hypoxylaceae
Exons: 1
Coding region: 17-238 (73 amino acids)
Source: RefSeq, a predicted model, not a curated record
GUAAGAGAUCCAUUCCAUGUCGGCGGGGAAAACCAGAACGGCGAAGUAUUCAUGGAUCUUAGCUCUUUACCAUCUAGCGCCCUCCACCUUGGCCGUUCUUUGGUAUGCCGUUCUUUGGUAUGCCGUUCUGCUAACUAGCACUACCGAUUCUAGACCCGCUGUUAGGCGUUCUCAAGACAACUUCUCGUCUCCCAUUACCAGAUUUAGAAAUUCCCGAUCAAAGACUUUAGCUCUUUAGCUUAGGGCAUCGCUUUAGUAGCCAAGAAUGUGUAUGGUUGUGAGCCAAGAUGUGAGACAUACUGAUCUAUGGCUCAGGUUCCAAAAAGAUAUCUUGCUAUCCCAUAUCGGAUACCUCAUACCCUAUUGCUCAACUUGGGUCUCAAUAUUCGGAAUCCCUUUCACCCUAUUAUUUGUAAGGGCACGUGUUACGCAAAAGUACAUACACACCUACCUUUACGUGUUUGUCACUCUAGAUCACUCCUGAAGAUAUAAAAUUACUUAACCUAAGUAGGCUUAAAGAGGGACAAAAAGAAAAGUGAGAAAUAUUGGGAGGGGAAAAAAAGAAAAAAGCCACCAAUCUUCAGAACACCUCCUGAAAAAGAACCCCGUUCCUUGACCAUACACAGUAAAGAGUAUAGUUAUAGCUACCUGAGUAUUUUCUUGGAAUGCUCGGGGUCAUCGAGAUGGAGGGAGAUGGUUGCAAGACAGGAUAACCGCGAGACAAAGCGUCUCUCUUGGGCUCGGGAUCUGUGGUAAAUACUCAACUGCAUACUACUUCCUGAAAUACCGUGACAUGUCGUAAACCGCAUGAAUAAGACAAGACGUAACUUUGCUAGGUACCUAGGCAGCUAGGUAGUUUCAAUUGUCCGUGUUUAUUGGUUUUUCC